Cotesia glomerata is the source of this 455-nucleotide messenger RNA. It is a transcript of the gene Sf3b5, whose product is annotated as splicing factor 3B subunit 5. The transcript has 2 exons. The record is from RefSeq and is a predicted model, not a curated record. Gene Ontology annotation, biological process: mRNA splicing, via spliceosome. NCBI's taxonomy places the organism in Eukaryota, Metazoa, Arthropoda, Insecta, Hymenoptera, Braconidae. Gene Ontology annotation, cellular component: precatalytic spliceosome; U2 snRNP. Bases 137 to 394 code for a protein of 85 amino acids.
CGCGCGCAACGUAUACUUCGAAUUGGAGUUUGAGGUUAAAUGGUUAGUUUUCUUACGACAGUCUUGAGUUCAGCAUCAAAACAAAUUGAAUAAAUAUAUAAACUAAACAUUUGGAAAAUAAAUAAUUUGCAUUAAAAUGGGUGAGAGAUAUAACAUACACAGUCAAUUGGAGCAUUUACAGUCAAAGUAUAUCGGAACUGGACAUGCUGAUACUACAAAAUUCGAGUGGCUAGUCAACCAACACCGGGACUCAUGUAGCUCCUUCAUGGGUCACUAUGACCUUUUAAGUUUCUUUGCAAUUGCUGAGAAUGAGUCUAAAGCCCGAGUACGGUUCAAUUUGAUGGAAAAAAUGCUCCAACCUUGUGGACCUCCUCCGGAAAAACCUGAAGACUAAUUAAUAAAAUUAACAUGUAAAUUAAUUUUUCAUACUGGAUUAAAUUUAAUUUUUUUAAUAA